UGCAUUAAUGUGACACAUGACAUUGAUGUUUAGAAUUACUUUUUAAGAUUGCAAUUUUGUUAUAAAUUUAUUUGCCACGUAUAAAAUAUGUACCGAUUAUAUUAUGGAAAUGUAAGCUUAUUGAGACAACGUUCUCCAAACGACUACUUUUGUUCUAGAGGCGUAAGACUACGGGGUGUCCUUCCGAAUACAAAGAUUAGCUCGUGUGUCUUGUCCGAGCACGUCAGGCACAAGCAUCAACUAUCCUUCAAGCCCUACGUGCCACCGUGCUACACGGACCACGAUCAGAAAAACAUGACUCUGAAGAGACCGAUGUCACCUCACCUCACUAUAUAUGCGCCCACACUGCCUGCUAUGACGUCUAUUCUGCAAAGAAUUACAGGCUCAAUAUUGACGUUCUACGCACUGCUGUUGUCUGGAGGGACGCUGUUUCUCUCAAACGGCGUUGAAACCUACGUAACCAUCAUCCAAAGCUUAGACCUCUCCAGGAUGUCAUUGUUCGUGAUCAAAAUACUUUUGGGUGCUCCCUUUUGUUUUCACUACUGCAACGGGAUGAGGUACUGCAUGUGGACCCUCGGCAAAAUGCUUGCAAUGAAAGACGUAUACGAUACAUCGUAUAAAAGUAUGGUAGCUGCAGCCGUUCUUUCAAUCUUAUUUGCUUUAUUGUAAAAAAAAUAUGUUGUUGGCUUAUUUAAAUACUUAGAUAUGUUCUUAAAAAGUUUAACAAGUAAAUAAUUCCAUAAACUGUCUAA
Messenger RNA from Manduca sexta (tobacco hornworm), 752 nucleotides. RefSeq names its product succinate dehydrogenase cytochrome b560 subunit, mitochondrial. The record is from RefSeq and is a predicted model, not a curated record. Gene Ontology annotation, biological process: tricarboxylic acid cycle; mitochondrial electron transport, succinate to ubiquinone. NCBI's taxonomy places the organism in Eukaryota, Metazoa, Arthropoda, Insecta, Lepidoptera, Sphingidae. Bases 88 to 669 code for a protein of 193 amino acids. Gene Ontology annotation, cellular component: membrane. Gene Ontology annotation, molecular function: succinate dehydrogenase activity; electron transfer activity. The transcript is spliced from 3 exons.